Gilbertella persicaria is the source of this 366-nucleotide messenger RNA. RefSeq lists its product as uncharacterized. The annotation marks the transcript as partial. The record is from RefSeq and is a predicted model, not a curated record. Lineage: Eukaryota; Fungi; Mucoromycota; Mucoromycetes; Mucorales; Choanephoraceae. The transcript has a single exon.
AUGACUUCAAAAGAAGCAUCGCAACUUUUCAAAAAUUUCGUUGUCCUUCUCAAGCUCUUCCUGCCAAGCAAAGAAGAUGGACAGGAGAAUGUUUACAACGAUCUAGGGAUAAAAGUUUUUGACCCUGUGGAGGAUGUUCUAACGCAAAUCACAGACCCUAACGUUGUCCUGGAAACUAUAGCCACACAGAGCUCAUAUUUAGAAGCUCGCAAAUCUAUUGAGGAAAGAAAUGUUAAGAAAAGCAAUGAUGUAGAGCCAAAAGCCGCCACGAAACCAAAAUUGAAGCAGAGUAUGUAUAAUGAUUAUAGCGAUAAUACAAGAGAGGUGUUUAUAGAUCGAAUGUUAGAAAGCGUUGAAGAAAGAGGA